This is a messenger RNA of Hibiscus syriacus, 2761 nucleotides long. Its product is annotated as mediator of RNA polymerase II transcription subunit 25-like. Bases 101 to 2587 code for a protein of 828 amino acids. Gene Ontology annotation, biological process: positive regulation of transcription by RNA polymerase II. The transcript is spliced from 15 exons. The record is from RefSeq and is a predicted model, not a curated record. Gene Ontology annotation, cellular component: mediator complex; transcription regulator complex. NCBI's taxonomy places the organism in Eukaryota, Viridiplantae, Streptophyta, Magnoliopsida, Malvales, Malvaceae.
UAUUAGAUCGAAAUUUUAACGAACCCAUUCUCCCAAUUUGUUUCCUCUCUCUUCAUAUAGUAAUUUUCCUCGCCAUAUUUUGCUAAAUAGAAAGUAGCAGAUGGCGGAGAGGCAGCUGAUCGUGGCAGUUGAAGGCACCGCCGCCAUGGGUCCCUACUGGCAGACCAUCCUUUCUGAUUACCUCGAAAAGAUUAUCAGGUGUUUCUGUAGUAACGAAUUGGCCGGUCAGAAGAAUUCUACAGCAAAUGUUGAACUUUCAUUGGUUACGUUCAACACGCAUGGAUCAUACUGUGCUUGCCUAGUACAACGUAGUGGGUGGACAAAAGAUGUUGAUAUUUUCUUACAAUGGCUGUCGGCCUUACCUUUUUCUGGUGGUGGUUUCAAUGAUGCUGCAAUUGCUGAAGGGCUUUCUGAAGCAUUAAUGAUGUUUCCCAUUGCUGCAAAUGGAAAUCAAAUCCAUCAAAUUGUUGAUGGGCAAAGACAUUGCGUUCUCGUUGCUGCCAGUAAUCCUUACCCUUUACCUACACCAGUUUACCGACCACAGACUCAAAACUUGGAGCAAAGUGAAAAUAUGGAAUCACAGACAGAGAGUCGUCUGUCUGAUGCUGAGACAGUAGCUAAAUCAUUUUCUCAGUGUUCUGUUUCUCUAUCUGUGAUAUGUCCGAAGCAGCUUUCAAAGCUAAAAGCAAUCUACAUAGCUGGAAAGAGAAACCCCAGAGCACCAGAUCCACCUGUUGACAAUGUUCGAAACCAUCAGUUUCUUGUUCUCAUUUCGGAAAAUUUUAUGGAGGGCUGUGCUGCUUUAAGUCGCCCUGGAGUUCCAACUUUGGCACCCAAUCAGAGUCCUGUCAAAAUGGACAUGGCUUCUGUCACUUCGGUUACAGGGACACCUCCAACUUCUGUUCCAUCAGUGAAUGGAUCUAUGAGCCGGCAACCUGUCUCUGUGGGAAAUGUUCCCACUGCUACUGUAAAAGUUGAGCCCACAACAAUAACAUCCAUGACGAGUGGACCUGCUUUUCCACAUGUUUCAUCUGUUCCCCGUGCACCAUUUCAAGCAGUCCCAACCUUGCAAACUUCGUCACCGUUGACAACUACCGAAGAAGUGACUAGAAGUAGUGACAAUUUGCAAGAACUAAAACCUUCUGUAAAUGGUAUGACACAGCCUUUGCGUCCUGUGCCUCCAGCUGCUGCAAACGUCAACAUACUAAACAAUCUUUCACAAGCAAGGGUGAUGAACUCUGCUGCUUUAACUGGAGGAACUUCUAUUGGACUUCCGUCAAUGGGUCAAACUCCCGUCGCCAUGCAUAUGUCCAAUAUGAUAUCUAGUGGAAUAACAUCCUCUGUGCCUCCGGCUCAAACUGUAUUUUCACCUGGGCAAUCGGGUAUGACUUCAUUAACUGGUUCAGGAACUGUUACAGGGACUACACAAGUUCCAGCAAACUCAAGUCUUAAUUCAUUUGCUUCGGCAACUUCUAAUGUGACUGGAAGUUCAAACAUUGGAAUAUCACAACCAAUGGGUAAUGUUCAAGGAACGGUGAGUAUGGGCCAGUCAGUACCUGGCAGCAUGAGCCAAGGAAACCAUUCAGGAGCACAAUUAGUGCAAACUGGAGUUGGCAUGAGCCAGAGCAUGAAUGGUCUUGGUCCAUCAACUGUUUCUUCUGGAACUGGUGCAAUGAUGCCUACUCCAGGAAUGUCUCAACAGGUACCAUCUGGAAUGCAGACACUCGGAGUGAACAACAGUUCAGCUGGGAGUAUGCCCCUAUCACAACAGACAUCAAGCGCUUUGCAAUCAGCCCAAUCCAAAUAUGUUAAAGUCUGGGAGGGAAAUUUAUCUGGUCAAAGACAAGGGCAGCCAGUGUUCAUCACCAGAUUGGAAGGUUAUCGGAGUGCCUCAGCUUCUGAGACACUUGCCGCACACUGGCCACAAACCAUGCAAAUAGUUCGUCUUAUAUCCCAGGAUCACAUGAAUAACAAGCAAUAUGUCGGGAAGGCGGAUUUUUUAGUUUUCAGGGCAAUGAAUCAGCAUGGAUUUCUCGGACAGCUGCAAGAGAAGAAGCUUUGUGCUGUAAUCCAAUUGCCAUCACAGACAUUGCUUCUUUCAGUUUCUGAUAAAGCUUGCCGCUUGAUAGGAAUGCUUUUUCCCGGGGAUAUGGUUGUCUUCAAACCACAAACAUCAAGCCAGCAUCAACAGCAGCAAUUGCAACAGCAGCAGAUGCAACAGAUGCCACAGCUUCAACAGCAGCAGCAACUGCAACAACAGCAGCAACCACAGCAGCUCCCACAUUUGCAACAGCAACAACUCCCUCAGCUGCAACAGCAGCAGCAGCAACAACAACAGCAGCAGCAGCAGCAACAACAGCAGCAGCAGCUCUCCCAGCUGCAGCAGCAACCUCAGUUGCCCCAGCUACAGCAACAACUUCAGCAGCAGCAGCAGCUAGGCCAGAUGCAGCCACAGCAGCAACAAAUGGUUGGAUCAGGAAUGGGUUCAGGUUAUGUACAAGGUCCAGGCCGGUCACAAUUAGUUUCUCAAGGGCAAGUUUCAUCACAGGCCCCAUCUAACAUGCCUGGAGGAGGCUUUAUGAGUUAAUCAGCCAUACUUUGGAAUUUCCUGGCUGAUUAUUAUUAUCAUCAUCAUUAUUUUGGUAAAUAGAUAAAAAAAACUAGUUAGGAUAACAAAACGAUGCAUCUGAUUCCGAAGCUUGUCUAGUUAUAUCUCUAACUUUAAUAAGGAAUUUAUAUGUAUGUGAUCACCUUGGUUACU